UCGACGCGGGAGUUGCGCUGAAAAUCUUCUUUCCAAGGCGCGACAUGAUUUCGCUUCGUUAUGGAGUAACGAUCUCGAUCCGAAGGAGAAUUCUGCAACGGCAGAUGAAACUCUGCGAGCAUGAACUUCUGUAUUUAUUACUUUUAGCAUGCCUGGUCCGGGCAGUUGACAGCAGCUCCUUAGCCCAUCUCCAGAAAAGCUCCCAAGGCUUGGAACAUCUGGAACUUCCAGAUGUAUAGGCUAGAUUAGGAAGUUGAAAAAGCAUAUUGGAUGCAAAUCACUUCCUUAGUGUUGCCCAGGAAACUAAAGGGAGUGUUGAACAUGACACGUUUUUGACCUGUUAUAUUGAAGAGAAAGACUGUUAUCUACUAAAUUCCUCCCGGUUAAUGUUGGUGGGAACAAAUGAUAUUUUCCAGCAGCAACUAGCAGAAACUAUUCUUAAGGAAAAACAAGAUUUGAAAAUAAAUAUUGUUUUUUUUUUUAGCCAUUUGGCAGCUUCUCUUCCUCUACCUGUGGAGAGAGACCACAUUCGACCAAGGAUUGAUUUGAUUGUCUUUAUGAUUAACAUUCAAAGCAAAUACAGUUUUGAGGAUAUAGAAGCUUCCCUGAUACAUGUAGAUGCAAACUUUUUCCUUGGAAAAGUGUGCCUUCUGGUUACUGGUGUAGGUAGAAUGAAUCAAAUCAGUGUGGAUAUGGAUGCUAUCUGGAAGCUAGCAGAUCGUUACUGUAGCCCUGUCUUGUUCUGUGAGCUUGAAUGCGAAAAGGUCAGAACUGUCACAGCUCAGAGACUUCUCCGGAUGUUACAAGUAUGCGCUGGUCAUGUACCGGGGAUCUCUUCCCUCUCUUUCAGUUCUUUAAUGAAAAGCUCCAUUGAUGACUCAAACUAUAUGGCAUAAAACAUUUUUCAGUUUUAUUAUCUGUGAUUUCUGAGGGAACUGAAUUUUUCUUUUUUAACAUAAGCAUCACUCUGUCAGAAAUAAGUCUUAUGUACUAUUUUUCAUAAGGGACAGGAGCUGGAGAAAUAGACUUUAGGUGUCUUAAAGAAACCAAAUUAGCCUGCACUUCUCAGGCAAUUUGGAGUUGGGAUUGUCUUAGUCGGACAUCUUAUGUUCCCAUAUAUGUUUGGCCUAAUUAGGGAACUGUGAUAUCCCAUUCUCAGAGCCUAGUUCUCAGGUAUAGAGCAGGCAGCCAAAAUGGUUGAUAUGUAAGCCCAGGUACAAUACAUGCAAAUUGUUGUUUCCAGAAUGAAUUGCUAGAGCAAGUUUCUUAAUUCCAGUUAUGUACAGAUAAAUAUCUCCAGUGUCUUCAGGAUCUUCAUUGAGAAAAGUGUCUUUCUCACAGAUCUGUAUAUCAAGCAAAAUGAAAGCCUUGCAGUCUUUAACAAUAAGCAUUAUUCUAUAAAGCAGAACCUCACCGAUACGUUGGGCAAAAAAAAGAGUAGAUAUUUGAUUAAUUUUAGAGCAACUGGCCUUUUGGAUAAUUAGAGAUACAUAUCCAAUCAAACUGAACUAUAUUAUUUCCAUUCAUAAUAGCAAAACAGUAUCAGAAAAUCAAGAUUUAGCAUCAAGAUAGUGCAGCUUCUUUAAGACUGUUUUGUAUGGAAAACAAGCAUUUUUUUCAGAAGAGUUUAGCUUUUCUAUUCUUGAGAUUAAUGAUUGGAUCUGUAAUUGUAGAUAGCUUUAGAAGUAUUUGGCGUUAGUUGUGUUAAAAGUCUUCUUUGUUAUUAAAAAAAGAUGUUCUACUUGCAACAUAGUCUGUGUAUUAAAGGAUCGACCUUCUAAUCUGUAAUCCUACACAACUGAAUGUGGAAGCAUUGUAGUAAUACCUU
Messenger RNA from Python bivittatus (Burmese python), 1828 nucleotides. RefSeq names its product centromere protein M (gene CENPM). NCBI's taxonomy places the organism in Eukaryota, Metazoa, Chordata, Lepidosauria, Squamata, Pythonidae. The record is from RefSeq and is a predicted model, not a curated record.